AGGAAAUGAGAAUGUGAGGAAUGUGCUGGAAGGGGCUAGGUGGCAGGGCCCUGGGCUGCAGGUGUAUUAAUAGUUGCUGGACCCUAUGAGCACAAUGCCACAUGCUCGGAGUUCAUGUGAAUCACUGGAAGGCGGCACAAUGUCCACUGGGAGAGAAGGCCACAGAGUUCCUGCUGAACCACUCAACAGCUUAAAAUACAACCAGCCCCUCUCCCUACUGGGCCAGCUGCCGGGGAGGGCUGAAACCCUACUCUCCCCUAGCUGGGGCUCUGAACAAGGCCAGAAACCCUGGUGCACCAACUGGCUACAAGUGGGUGGCAGGACAGCCGCAUGGAGAGGGGCCACACUGAGCAGCCAUCCCCAAGCCACAAGGAGAGGAGCUGCCUGAAGCAGACAGAUGGACAGCGGAGCAACAGAUCCCAAGAAAGCCUCAAAGUGGGGACAAGCAGCAAGAGUGUGACCGCUGAGCCCAGUAGGAAGGAGCAGUCCCAUGAAGGCCAGGCUGGAAGAGUGGGGUAUGCAAUGUCUACUCGCCACAAGGACUCAAGGCACAUGCCCUCUUCACAAAUGUGGGCCCUCCUGCCUGGAAGCAAAGCUAUGGCAGAGAAGCUCACUUUACAGGCCAGCUUGGUGUCACCACCCAGCCUUCCAGGAGGCGAAGGCCACCCUCCAGCCUGGGAAAGCAGGGGCAUCUCCAACACGAGGAAGACUCUGGCAAGCCAGGAGGCUAAAGGAAGCCAAAGAUACCAAUCUGGGAGGAUUCACAACCUUCCACUGUCUCCACCCACGCCAGCAGGCAGGGCUAAGAUCUGGCACGGUGGUAGAGCACUUGUUCAGCACAUAUGUGGAAGGCCCUGGGUUCCGAUGUCUAACAUUAAAAACGAUACUAGUUGGGAUCUUUCGACAGCUCACCUGACAGCUCUAACUUUCACCUAUAUUCCCAGUAAGAGAUUAAGUAAGCACCCAAUCUCAGUAGGACAAAACAGAAUCGUAGUAAAACGGUAGUUAGCCCUUACUAACGCAUUCUUCCUAUGAAUGUGAGCAAUCGGUUACUGUUUUAUGAUAGUUACUUAAAAGUCAGCAAUAACGAAACUAAUAUCAGUUUGAUCGAAAAGAGAAUCCCAAGACUUUGUUUUAAGAGGAAAAGGGACCCAAGACUUAGAGUCAGAAGACUUAAGCUUCCAGAAUGAUCUUGCGCUUUCAGACUUCUUCCCUAGCGGUCACCGGCUGCCGUAACCAACUCCCUCGCCACCCAGGCAUCUAGAGCGAAGAGUGGGUGCGAAGGUCAGAAGAGGCAGCCAGUUGCAGAGCCCCUUCCUGAGCCCCAUGCGCUGACGCCGUGCAAGGAUUGUGCAAGAGACUCGCUCGCACCAAGAACAAGAGCUCCGCACUGCACUUCCGAACACCUGCCACGCAGGCCACCGAGGAUGCUGCAAGGAAGCUGCAAGCAUCUCCUGGUCCUGCAAGACCCUAAGAAAAGGUAGCCCCCAAAACGCCGGGGUAGCAAAAAUACCUUCCUGCACAUGCGCAAUGAGAUUUACCAGCAGGCCCCGGGCACACUGCGCCUGCGCCAUCGGCGAGGAGCCGGGCCGUACUAGAGGGUCCCGAGGCCCUGAAGGAGACUGUGCGGUCUGCGGCAGUCACGGUCCGGGCCCCGCGCCGCUUACCUCGUAGUGCUUCAUGGCUCCUCCACAGGAUGGCGCCGCUCCGCUGCAGCUCAGGUGCCGCCCCGCCGCACGAAACACUGCCCAAGCACACACGCCGGGAGACGCGCUCCACUAACUUCGGCUCCGCCCCUCCCUACGCGCGCGUCCCGCCGCCAAUCAGCGUGGGGUGCACCCACAGCUCUCGCCACACGACUAACCAAUCAGCGUCCGAGACUCAACGCGGGGCGGGGGAGGGAGGGAAAUGCUUUACUCUCCCCUCCCAUCCAGGCAGGCAAGAUUAAAGCAGGGUCACUAACCAAUCAAAAGAGAGCCUCGGCGCAACGCGCCGUCUGGCCCCGCCCCUUGCAGAGCCGCUGUAGAAAUCCAGCGAAGCCAGGUUUAUUUAGGUCAGUGCACCAGAACCGGAGCAAAGCGCUGAGAUUACGCUGAGAGUUGAGAUUACGAGGCGGGCAGCGCUUCGGGGUGAGUUCUAACGUGCAGAGAGGCUGAGACGCCUAAGACAUGAAACCUCUGAUAUUACCACCAGGACCCUUGAAAAGACUCCGUAUACCAUGAGUUGGGGAAGGAAAAGAAAGCCUGCACCGCCUUCUGCAGUGUCUUCGCUGCUCCUUCCUAAGACACCCCCGGUCAGUCGAGCUGACCCUAUAAGCAAAAACCACGUUUGUCUCUGCCUGUGUGAUGGUAUACAGUAUGGUUACUACUGGUCACAUGUAGCUACUGAGCCCUUGAAAUAUACAAACAGAAUGACCAGUGCUGCCAAUCUAAAAUACAUGACAUCAGAGAAUAGUGCAAAGGACUUGCUGCCAAGCCUAAUGAGCUACAUUCAAUCUCAGGGACUCACAAAAUGUAAGGCUGGAACAGAUUCUGGCAACUUAUCGUCUGAUCUCCAACAGGCAUCAUGGUACAUGUGCAAACACACACAGCCACAUUCAUAAAUAAAAUGUAAUUUUUCAUUC
Myodes glareolus (Bank vole) is the source of this 2623-nucleotide messenger RNA. NCBI's taxonomy places the organism in Eukaryota, Metazoa, Chordata, Mammalia, Rodentia, Cricetidae. The record is from RefSeq and is a predicted model, not a curated record.